This is a messenger RNA of Lodderomyces orthopsilosis Co 90-125, 855 nucleotides long. RefSeq lists its product as uncharacterized. Lineage: Eukaryota; Fungi; Ascomycota; Pichiomycetes; Serinales; Debaryomycetaceae. The coding region runs from base 1 to 855 and encodes 284 amino acids. The record is from RefSeq and is a predicted model, not a curated record. The transcript has a single exon.
AUGAAUGCCAACAUCAAACCCACCAAGUCCAAUAAUUUGACCGUGCCGAAGUCGCAACACUCAUACUCAACGUCAUUUUCAUCAAACAUAUCGCCCCAGUACUUUCUUCCAAAUAACAACAUAUCAAAGACCAAUUCCCGAUCAGGAGCUGCUAGUGCAUAUAGACUAUCCAGAACCAAUACCAAUACCACUUCAGAUGCAUAUAUUGCGAACAUUGACAACCAAAGUCUUCAAAGUAUUGAUCAAAUCCCCAGUGCCAAACCGAGUGUCACUUAUCUGGACAAACUAUGGACCCAAAUUGAUGUUUUGGACGAUGUCAAACGAAUGGCAGAGGACUCCAAAGUAAGAGAUACCUUAUUUAACGAAAAAUACAUCCAGCAAUUGGCCAAGUUGAAAGAACUGCAGGACCACCUACUACAAACCAUGUCAGCCCUACAAAUUGAGGAUACAAACACCAACGAGGUACAAAAGCAACAGUUAUACCAGUUAAAGACUGCCGAAAUAGCAAGCAAAGCAGAAGGCUCUCAUGACGAAGCUACAAAGUCGUCAAAGAGUGAAAGCUCGGCACAAGACUCACAUGUGAACGAAAAUGAACAAAGAGAUACCGGGGAAGGAAGUAUUGAAUCAAGUAAAGAGUUGAUGUUGACUACAGAAGAGCAGGAAAAGGUUGACAAGUUUUUUGCAGCCAAUGACGAAGAAUACGACUCUGAAGAUGAGACCGACUUUCAGAGUCAAACAAUAUACAACAAGGAGGUGUUUGAUGAAAUCAAUAGGUAUGUUCAACAAGUGAAACAGGACUUGCGUGGAUUAGGGGAUGCAAUGAAGGAGUGUAGUGGUAACAAAGAUACAACGUAA